UCACCUGUUGGAAUUUACUGUUAGUUGAUAGGUCGAAAGCAGUCCAGUUUUAUUAAAAAAGGGCCGAUGUGGAUGCUGGUUUUUCUUUUAGCCCAGCACUAAGAUGCAUGAUUGGACUUGACACAACCUUGAUUGAAGACCAUGAUUAAUCAAUUAGCCUAGUUGAAUCUGGAGUCGUGGUGCUGGGCUAAAACAAAAUAUCUGCACGCACAUCGACCGUUUUCGGAUAAAAUUGGACACCACUUGCCUUAAACUCAACGUAGGUUACAGCUGCUCUGAGUGACGUAAAAGUUCAUUGCGACUAGUGAGACAGCAAGGAAACCUAACCUAUUACCUGGACCAACUUGAUUUGAUCUAAAUAGUCAAAUCCCUAGCGUCAAAGGCCAAUUAUUGGGCAAACACCUGACACUUGUAGGCUGCGUGAUAGAUUCACAUGUAAUCUCAGAGUAAUACAUAAAUUACGCAUUAAUGACCUUAUAAAGCUAAAAAUAUAGCAAUGAUUGAGUUACAAAAAAGAAUGUGGGCAUACAGGUGUGCAAAAUGUAUAAAACUGGAGUAAGAGAACUGUAAUGAUGAUCUACCAAUUAAACUCGCCUUAUUUACAAUAUGUAUGUCUGUUCAUAAUAGGCUUACAAAACGUCUCGCUAUAAACUCUUUCCUGCGAUGAUACUGUCAUUUCGCCGGUUUGAUCGCAUCAAUAGCCUUCCUCACCGUCUCAAAAGGAACCUACGACCAACGGCACACAGGCGUCCCUGUGCUAUAAGAGAUUCACUCGGGCUCUGCCUCUGGUAGCUCUAAGAUCUGGACCACCACCCUUGCGUCCUGCGGGGCUUAGGCAAUUCACGAUCAACACUUUAGGAUGACAUUAAGAAAACGGCUGCAGCCAUGCAAUCCGCAUUCAAUGCCGCCCCACAGCGAUUCGGAUACUCCACCCUCGCUCCAGAAGUCGGAGAGCCGGACAGCGUUCUCACGGUGAACUGGUCCUUAAUGCGGGGAAACACCUCUCACCUGGAUACGGAGAACACACGCGUCCCUCAUUAUAAACAGUUCUCAUCGUCCACAUCAGUAUUUUUAGCAAUGCUCAUGACGCUGCUGGUCUUUGCCACAGUCAUGGGCAAUGCACUUGUAAUUUUGGCAUUUGUCGUGGAAAAAAGUUUGCGGACCCAAGGCAACUUUUUCUUUUUGAAUUUAGCAAUAGCGGACUUUCUUGUUGGGGGGUUUUGCAUUCCAGUCUACAUCCCCUAUGUACUAACUGGAGAGUGGAGACUCGGACGAGGUCUGUGCAAACUGUGGCUCGUGGUGGACUACAUGCUCUGCACUGCCUCUGUGUUCAACAUCGUUCUGAUCAGCUUCGACCGGUUUCUUUGUGUCACAAGAGCGGUGAGUUACAGGUGCCAGAAGGGUGUGACCAGGGAGGCCGUGCUGAAGAUGGCGAGCGUGUGGCUGGCCGCUUUCCUGCUGUACGGUCCGGCCAUCAUCAGCUGGGAGCACAUUGCGGGCGGGAGCGUGGUCCCGCACGGCGAGUGUCACGCAGAGUUCUACUUCAACUGGUACUUCCUGAUGACAGCCUCCACCGUGGAGUUUUUCACCCCCUUCAUCAGCGUCACUUACUUCAACCUCAGCAUCUACAUCAACAUCAGGAGGCGGAACCAGAUGAGGGAGGGGCAGUCGGCGGGGGGCGGGGCUGGGCUGGGGGCGCUGGGGGACUGGGAGAUGCAGCCGUGCGGCAGGGUCGGGGGGGAGCCGAAGGUGUUUUUCGUCAGGGCGGCGGCGGCCAGCAGGUGCGGCGGUGAUGGGAGGGGCGGCACCAAGGCGUCCACGAGGGACAGCGACGGGAAGCGGCGGGACAGCGACCUGCUGGACCUGCCUCCCCUGCAGCUGGAGGACCUGGCCCAGGGGCCGGGGGACGGGCCCUGCGGGGCCCAGCAGGGCCGCUCUGAGGCUGCCGUCGACCCAGUGCGCUUCCGCCUCCUGCGCGACAAGAAGGUGGCCAAGUCGCUGGCGGUGAUCGUGUGCGUGUUCGGACUGUGCUGGGCUCCCUACACCAUGCUGAUGAUCAUCAGAGCUGCCUGUCAUGGGCAGUGUGUGCAGCACUAUCUGUACGAGAUCUCAUUCUGGUUGCUUUGGCUCAACUCUUCCAUUAACCCCAUCCUGUAUCCAUUGUGUCACACCAGCUUCAGGAGGGCCUUCGCAAAACUGCUCUGCCCCUCCAAGAUCAAAAUUCAGCCCCAGUAUGUUGAACAGAAGUGCUAGGGAGGGAGCUAGCCACAUGGGGUUCAUUCUUUCAUUCAUAAUUUUAUGGCUGUGGGUAAAAAAACUAUUUAUCCAUACCCAUAAAAGCUUAUAAACCUUAUAUAGACUAAAUUAGGCAUUUUUUCACUGCCAUGAAAGUAUGAAAAAAGGAUAAACAAAAUGUUUACCAUUGCAUGGGUGUAAAGAAUGGGAUUUUUUAAAAAACGCUGUUGCAUUCUUUAGAUUUAUACAGUUUAAAAUAUUUUAUUUGCGCAACACAAUAGAAAACAUACAAUGAUCAACAGCAUGAAUGCAAGUUAAAGGCACAGCAUUAUGGCAUUGCGUUUUGAAUUAUAUAGCCAGUGAGUGGUGCACGUGCCAUCACAGAAAAGUCUGCUCAAAGUGAUUAUAGAAUCACAGAGUUGACCUUGGUAAUAUCUGUGCUUUUUGUCCUACCACUUUAACUUCUUUAGGAAUAAUAAUACUGAUUCAGAAGCACAACAGCAAAGAACAGUCCUCAAUAGUAAAUAUUGCGACAUCACAAAAUAGACUGUGUUCCGUAAUAUGGUAUGUACAUAUUAGAAAACCAGUGCCAUGAAAAAGUAUUUGCCUCUUCCAGAUUUCCUCUAUUCCAUAUUUGUCACACUGGAUGGUUUCAGAUCUUUAGACAAAAUGUAAUUUUAGACAGAGGGAACCUGAGUGAACUCAAGAUACACUUUUGAAAAUCAUUACAUUUUAUGAGAAAAAAAAGAUCACUGAUAUCACCCAUGUUAAAAAGUAAUUGCCCCCUUAAACUUAACUGGUUGCACAAUCUUCAGCAGCGAUAACUGCAAGCUAACAAUGUGGAGGAAUUUUAGCCCAAUUUUCUUUGCAGAACUGCUUUAUGUAAUUCAGAUAAAUUGGUAGGUUUUGGACCAGAGAUCAUACCACUCCAAAACUUUCAUUUUGUUUCUUUUCAGUCAUUCAUAUGUGGACUUGCUUUUGUGUUUUGGAUAAUACUGAUUCAGAAGCACAACAGCAAAGAACAGUCCUCAGUAGUAAAUAUUGCGACAUCACAAAAUAGACUGUGUUCCGUAAUAUGGUAUGUACAUAUUAGAAAACCAGUCUUGUAGCACAACCCAAUUAGGCUUCAGCUCACAGACAGAUGACCAGACACUCUCCUUAAGAAUUUUCAGAUACAGAGCAGAAAUCAAUGGUGGCAAGUCACCCAGAUCCCAAGGCAGUAUUGCAUCCCCACACCAUCACACUGCUACCACCAUGUUUGACUGUUGGUAUGAUGUUCCUGCUGUGAAAUCCUGUAUUUGCUUUAUACCAGACAUAAUGGGACCAAUGUCACCCAAAAAGUUCCACUUUUGACUAAUCUUUCCAUAGAACAUUAUCCCAAAAUGCGUGGGGAUUAUUCAAGUACUUUUGUUUUUUUUUUGAAAAUGUAAGGCAAGCACUGAUGUUUCUCUGGGUUAGCAGUGGCUUCCUCCUCGCUACUCUCUCAUUAAUCAUAUUUUUGCCCAGUGUUUUUCUUACUGUGGAGUCAUGAACACUGACCUUAGCCGAGGACUGCAGUUCUUUGGAUGUUCUUCCGGGAUCUUUUGUGCUGGAUGAGCCUUGCAGAAAUUCUGGCAGCUUGAUCAACCCUGGGAAGUGUUCUUCAUUUGGAGGUAAUGGCUCUCACUGUGGUUCGGUGGAGUCCCAGAGCCUAAAGCCUGUGACCCUUUCCAGACUGAUAUAUUUCAACAUGUUUUUCCUCAUCUCUUGUGAAAUUUCCUUUGAUCGUGACAUAAUGUACUUGUUGAAACUUACUGGUGACUACUUCACUCUGAUGGUAACAAUCAAUGCGAGUGAGGUUUAGAUUCAAAAGAGCUGGCUGCAAUCAAGGUUGGCUGUGCUUAAUCAGCUGAAUCAAAUUAUCAAUUAAAUUAGGUUAAUUGGCUGAGUAACUAAGGGGGCACUUUUUCCAAAUGGGUGAUAUGUGUGUUUGAAAACUUUUUUUUUUCUUUUUCCCCUCUGCAAUCCUGACUGAAGGUCGUUGAUGCUGAUACUCAUCUGGAGCUUUGACACAAUGCAUGCUAGCUAAAUAAAGCUGUACAUACAGAUUA
Anguilla anguilla (European eel) is the source of this 4325-nucleotide messenger RNA. It is a transcript of the gene hrh3, whose product is annotated as histamine receptor H3. Gene Ontology annotation, cellular component: membrane. The transcript has 3 exons. Bases 886 to 2253 code for a protein of 455 amino acids. The record is from RefSeq and is a predicted model, not a curated record. Gene Ontology annotation, molecular function: histamine receptor activity. Gene Ontology annotation, biological process: adenylate cyclase-activating adrenergic receptor signaling pathway. Lineage: Eukaryota; Metazoa; Chordata; Actinopteri; Anguilliformes; Anguillidae.